AUGGUAUUCAACACCAAGACUGAGUAUUCGGAGGUGCAUCAGAGCGAAGAGGGCUCGGAUGGGGAAGGUAGCCCCAGGAUGCCACCGCCAUCCAAUAGACUUACUCACUCUGGGUACCGCAUGCUCAUGGUAUCUACUUUCCUGUGCUGCAUUGUUUCGGUGGCGGUAGGCUUCUUUCUGGGCACAUACGGCUUCUCUCUGGGUGUUCGACAGACAGCAUGCGUUCCGGAGCCAAAGAAGGCUGAUCCGGCCACCGGACUUGGCAUGGCGACAAUCGAUGAGGCGCCUUUCAUCACCGAUGUGCCCCUGGUCCGUAAGAAAUUUGAACAUGACUCUUCGUACAACUUCACAGCUCCGGGUGCCAACCAGAAAUGGCUUGAUCUCAUCUCAUUUGGCAAACCAUUUGUUGCGCUGAACGACCCAGCCAAGUAUGGAUUGCCCGACUAUUUCCAUAAAGAUGCACUUCAACCUGAAGGCUUGCAGCCUGUUGCUUGGAAUGUCUUCCACCAGCUUCAUUGUUUGGUAUGCAUUCGCACAACGUAUAUGAAGCUGGCUUUGGACUUGGACGGCGGCUACGAUGUCUGUACGCGCCAGCACAUUGAACACUGCUUGGAGAGUCUUCGUCAAGCCACGAUGUGCGCAGGAAAUAUGAACAUGGAGCGAUUUGAAUUCAUCCAUUAUCCUGGCCACGAUGACUUCGUCCCUAAGCUGGUCGGUCAGCACGAAAUGCACACAUGUCGUGACUGGGAAGCAAUCAAGGGCGUCAUCAAAAGAGUGAGGGCUGAGAACAUUCCCGUCGACAAGUAUGGCAAGCGUGUUUCUCAACCUUAA
Colletotrichum siamense is the source of this 831-nucleotide messenger RNA. It is a transcript of the gene ustYa-4, whose product is annotated as Oxidase ustYa. Bases 1 to 831 code for a protein of 276 amino acids. NCBI's taxonomy places the organism in Eukaryota, Fungi, Ascomycota, Sordariomycetes, Glomerellales, Glomerellaceae. The record is from RefSeq and is a predicted model, not a curated record. The transcript has 5 exons. Gene Ontology annotation, biological process: mycotoxin biosynthetic process.